AUGAUCAACUCAUAAAUUUAAUCAGAUUCUGAAGAAUUUGUAUAAUAAUAAGAAAAGGGAGAUAUCAAUUUUUAUUCUGGAUUCUUUGAUACUUAAGAAGAAGUACUUCAAAAACCAUUAGAUAAACAAACUAUUAAGGAUAAAGUAAUACAAUAAACUAAACAAUCAUUUAGUAAGUAAUCCACCUUAAAUUAAAAAAUUAAAUCAAAAUUAAAUAAAGUUGCUUUAAAAAUAAGAUAAUAAAAUGAAAAAUUUAAUGAAGUAGAAGAAUAAAUAGAAGAAGAUAAUCAAGAAUAAGAAUAAUAAUAAUUAGAUUCUAAAAUAUUUGCUAUAGAUAUAGAAUUUCAUUAAUUAAAAUUAAAUAAAGCAUUAGUCAAAGCUUGUCAUGAUUAGGGAUAUACUCAUCCUACAAAUGUUUAAGCUAAAAUAAUUCCAAUAAUUAUGAAUGGUAAGGAUGUUUUAGCUAGUUCAUGUACUGGAUCAGGUAAAACAGCAGCAUUCCUAUUACCUAUUAUGUAGCGUUUUGGCAAUCUUAAAAAUUUACAAUAUUCCAAAGCAUUGAUAAUAUUACCUACAAGAGAACUUGCACUAUAAUGUUUUGAAAUGUUUGAAAAAUUAAAUAAAUAUGCUAAUUGUACAGCAGCUUUAGUAAUUGGAGCUGUUCCAAUAUAAUAAUAAGAAGCUGAAUUGAGAAAAUAUCCUGAUAUUGUAAUUGCUACUCCAGGUAGAAUAGUUGAUUUAUUAACUAAUUCAUCUAGUAUUGAAAUUCAAAAGUAUUUUAUACUAAUAUAUUUAUAGUAUUGAAAUUUUAGUUUUUGAUGAAGCAGAUAGAUUAAUGGAAAUGGGAUUCGAAAAAGAAAUUAGAUAAAUACUUUAAGCAACUUCAAAAGAUAGAUAGACUGUUUUAAUUAGUGCUACUCUUAAUGCUACUGUAAAAUAAUUAUCUUAAUUGGCAUUAAAUAAUCCAAUAAAAAUUAAUGUUGAUUUUGUUGGUGGUUUAGCUUAUGGAUUAAAACAGUAUUUAUUACGAAUAAGAUCCAAUUAAGAAGCAGACAGAGAAGCAACGUAUAUAUAAUAUUUAAUUAUAGACUUAUUACUUUAUUGAAAACAAAAUUCAAAGAGAAAACUAUAAUAUUUGUUAAAACUAAACAUGAUUGUCAUAGAUUAGCAAUAAUUUUAGGAUUUUUAGAUAUGAGUAGUUGUGAAUUACAUGGGAAUCUAUCAUAACAAUAAAGAAUUUAAGCUUAUGAAGAUUUUAAAGUAAAAUAAUGAAUUAAAUUUAGGAAGGAAAAUUUUAAUUUUUAUUAGCAACAGAUUUAGCUGCUAGAGGAUUAGAUAUGACAGAGGUUAAAGCAGUUAUAAAUUAUGAGAUUCCUUAUGAAGUUACUAGAUAUAUUCAUAGAGUUGGUAGAACUGCUAGGAUAGGUGCAUAAGGUAUAUCAGUAACAAUAUGUUUGGAAAAUGAAGUUGUAAAAUUUAAAAAAAUGAUACGAUAAUCAAAAUAAUAGUUAUUUACAAUGAUAGCAGAUAUUAAUAAAGUUAAAUAAAUACGUCGUCAAAUAUAAUAAUUGGCACCUUAAAUCAGAAAAGUUAUUAAAGAAGAGGUUGCUGAAAUGGAAGUUCGAAAAAAAGAAAUGUAAACUUAAAAAGGAUAAAUUCAAAUGGAAGAAUCUAAUGAUAAUAUUUAAGAACUCUAAAAAGAUAAAAUAUAAUUAAAAAAAAAGAAAAGAGUUAACAAAUUUAAUAAUUGA
Paramecium primaurelia is the source of this 1751-nucleotide messenger RNA. NCBI's taxonomy places the organism in Eukaryota, Ciliophora, Oligohymenophorea, Peniculida, Parameciidae. The record is from the annotation of a GenBank genome assembly.